AUGAAGUUUGGAAAGCUCCAUGAGUUCAUAUACUCGCUAAGCACCCAGGAUAAAUACUCGGAAUUUGACCCUAAAAAGUCCUUCAAUAGAGUGAAUACUCAGGAAACAGAGUUACUCUUCUCACACCACAACCAAUCUACCGCAUCCUUAAUUGGUGGGCCAACUAACGAUGUUGAUUCCACCGUCAAUAAGAACCAAUUUGAUGGUGUUCACGAAGUGAGGUUGGCAUGGAGACAUAUUAAGAACUGGCUAUUGAAAUAUUCGCCUGAUUUGAAUUCGACUUUACAAAGUCCAUGUACAGAUGCGGACCUCUCCGAUUUUCAAAAGGAUUUGAACAUCAAAUUGCCAAACUGUCUUAUAGAAUUCUACAAAAUAACUGAUGGCCAGUCCUAUUUCAACGAUAAUGGAUCUGGUGGGUUGGUAUUCGGGUUGAAAUUGAUGCCAAUAGAUGAAGUAAUGGUGAUGACGGAACAUUGGAGAAAAGUAGCCGACUACUUGAACCUGAAAUUAUUACACGCGAACCAGACCAACAAAUUGCAAGAACUCAGUAAGUUGGAAACAAGCCAUGCAAAUAGUAGUCAACUCAAGUUCUCAUCGUCCAAUCUUGAUCUUAUCGAACCAGUCAAAAUCGCCAAACAACAAAGACACGAGAGUGCCGGUUCUCCUAAUAUUCCCCGCCAAAAAUCUAUACCUCCCGGCACAAUUCAUGAUUCUUUUGCACAUCCUAUGUGGAUUCCAAUUAUUACUGAUGAAGUGGGUAAUUGUAUCGGUAUAGACUUGUGUCCUCCAACCAACGGUGGAGGGACCUGGGGACAGGUUAUCCUUUUUGGCAGAGAAUUUGACAAUAAAUACUUGAUCGCUGAUAACUUCGGAGAUUUCUUGUUAAUCUUUGCUAACGAUCUCGAAAUGGGUAACUGGGACUUCAGAUCGAGCUUAGCCAAUAAUAACCAAGAUUUAUUGAUUGGUAGUGAAGGUGAGUUGGUCUUUGUUGAAAAGGGUACAAAUAAAGAGAUCCCUUACCUUGAAGUAUUAAAGAAAAGAUGCAUUGAGAAAUGGCUUUCAUCGUUGAAUGAACUGAAUUCUGAAAAGUCAGAGGAAAUAAAGCAUUUAAUCAAGGACUUGAAUCUGAAUACCUCCAGCAUCUUAAAAUUCAAGAAUUCGAUGGACCAAUUUGUCAACAACAAUAUAUCGAGUAUAGAGGGGAUCAGUGAUCCAAUUAUCCAUUCAGAGAAUCAAAUAGCGGGUGGAUCAGAUAAUGCGAAAAAUCAAGUUAAACUAGGGGAGACGAGCGAUACUAAGCAGGAUGACACUUCGAAGAUUGCCCUGACAGUAUCGACUUCUGACGAAGAUGAGUAA
Molecule: messenger RNA, 1356 nt
Organism: Debaryomyces hansenii CBS767
Lineage: Eukaryota; Fungi; Ascomycota; Pichiomycetes; Serinales; Debaryomycetaceae
Gene: SMI1B
Product: Smi1bp
Exons: 1
Coding region: 1-1356 (451 amino acids)
Biological process (GO): regulation of fungal-type cell wall biogenesis; cell wall biogenesis
Cellular component (GO): mating projection tip
Source: RefSeq, a predicted model, not a curated record